AUGAACAGAGACACAGGCAGUCGAGGUGCCAUGAACGAUUCCCAGUCCAACUCAACGGUUCUAGAAGUGGAGUCCUACACCCCUCUCAUCGAUCCGUGGUUCCUCGAAUGUUUCCUCGUGUUCAACAUGGUCGUCUGCGUGGCGGCCGGCAUCCUCGGCAUCUUCGGCAACGUCGUCAACGUCAUCAUCUUCUACCGCCAGGGCUACCAGGACAGCGUCAACGUCACGCUGACGUCACUGGCCGUCACCGACACGGGAGCGCUGCUCAGCUUGCAAGUCCUCAACAUCAUGAUCAACCCCUGGUUCCUCUCUUCGGGAAUUCCCGUCGACGCGCAGGGGUUUUCCCUGAUGGUGUCCGUCUACCCCCACAACUACUUCAUCCGCGUCUGCGGUUUUAUAACCGCUUUCGCGUCUUUCGAAAGAUGUAUCUGUGUCGUCAGCCCGCUUAGGGUUAAAAGCAUCAUCACCAACAAAACAACAAUAAUAACCAUCACUCUAAUUUGUGUUAUAACGACUUUAGAUUUAAUCCCGCCGUAUUAUAUAAGCUAUCUCGGCUGGGCGUUCAUCCCUGCGCAAAACAGAUCCAUUCUCACAGCAAUAUACCGACAAAACCCUUACACUGUUUUCAGUAUCUCCUACAUCAUGACCGAUCUCGUCGCGCCCUACGCGACGUUUUUCAUUAUAAUCCUCAGCACAAGUAUCAUCACCGUCAAACUCAGAAGCCAGGCAAAAUGGCGUCAGUCUCUGGUCAAAUCUAGCACGAACAUCUCCACCAAAGAGAAAAAGACAGUCGUCAUGCUGUCCACUAUCUCUAUCGUGUUCGUCAUUUGCUUACUACCCCAGUCAGCCAUUUUGGCAGCCAUAAGUUUCGUGCCGGAGUUGAGCUACGGGGGCCGGCAUUUCGACGUGUCCACCCUGUGCUACUGUAUCUCCUACAUGUUUGAGACCAUCCUCUCCAGCGUCAACACCCUGGUGUAUUUUAAGAUGAGCCAGAAGUACCGAGAACAGUUUAUUCUUAUUUUUAAGUUGAAAUAG
Physella acuta is the source of this 1035-nucleotide messenger RNA. RefSeq lists its product as uncharacterized. Gene Ontology annotation, cellular component: membrane. Lineage: Eukaryota; Metazoa; Mollusca; Gastropoda; Physidae. The record is from RefSeq and is a predicted model, not a curated record. Gene Ontology annotation, biological process: G protein-coupled receptor signaling pathway. Gene Ontology annotation, molecular function: G protein-coupled receptor activity.